AUGAAGACGGCAGGAUUCCGGGUCGCGUCGAGCACAAAGGGCGAGAAGCUCAGGUUCGACUUCAACGUCGCCUGGAAUGGCUGUUUGAAGGAUGAGGAUUACAAACGCGCAGACAGAUACCAGCGAAUCAAUCACUUUCCCGCCACCUGGGAGCUGGGCAGGAAGGACAGGCUGGGGCGGAACCUGAUCAAGGCGCGGCGUCGCGGGCCAGAGUUUUUUGACAUUCAACCAAAAUCGUUCCUGCUCCCCGCAGACAAGGACGACUGGCGAUUGGAGUGCACUUACAAUCCGGACGGUAUGUACAUCCUCAAGCCCCCGGCAUCUUCGAGGGGCAGGGGAAUCAGGAUGUACAAGGGGCCCAAGGACAUCAAGCCCGAGAAGAAUGUCCUCAUUCAGCGUUACAUUCGCAACCCUCACCUCAUCAAUGGGUACAAGUACGACAUUCGAGUCUACGUGGCAUUGACGAGUUUGGACCCGCUACGGGUGUACGUGUACAAGGAAGGACUCGUUAGACUUGCCACAGAAAAGUACACUGAAGACGGUGAGGAUCUUAAGAGGCGGUGCAUGCAUCUGACCAAUUACACAAUUAAUUCAAAACGCGAAGGGUUUACCAUGGGCGAAAGCGCGACGGAGGACAACGUCGGGUUCAAGUGGAGCCUCUCCGCAUUGCGACGACAUUUCGAAGAGCAAGGGCUUGACUACGGCAAUGUCUGGUCGCAGAUCAAGGCUAUCGUGACGAAAACGAUGAUGGCAGUGGAGGGUCCGAUGAACACCAAGUUCAAGAUGCUGGUGCAACACCGCCGAACAUGCUUCGAGGUGUUUGGGUUUGACAUCAUGUUGGACUCGAAGCUUCGGGCAUGGCUUAUCGAGGUCAACACAGGGCCGUCUUUGUCCGCGCCAAGUAAGAUGGACCUGCAUAUCAAGCACAAAAUGGUGGCAAACUUGUUUAACCUCGUGGGUAUCGUGCCGUAUGACCGUGCG
Messenger RNA from Micromonas commoda, 981 nucleotides. RefSeq lists its product with no specific name. The transcript has a single exon. Lineage: Eukaryota; Viridiplantae; Chlorophyta; Mamiellophyceae; Mamiellales; Mamiellaceae. Gene Ontology annotation, biological process: protein polyglutamylation; microtubule cytoskeleton organization. The record is from RefSeq and is a predicted model, not a curated record. Gene Ontology annotation, molecular function: tubulin binding; tubulin-glutamic acid ligase activity. The annotation marks the transcript as partial. Gene Ontology annotation, cellular component: cilium.